This is a messenger RNA of Myxocyprinus asiaticus (Chinese sucker), 2224 nucleotides long. It is a transcript of the gene uck1, whose product is annotated as uridine-cytidine kinase 1. The coding region runs from base 338 to 1177 and encodes 279 amino acids. The transcript has 7 exons. Gene Ontology annotation, molecular function: kinase activity; ATP binding. The record is from RefSeq and is a predicted model, not a curated record. Lineage: Eukaryota; Metazoa; Chordata; Actinopteri; Cypriniformes; Catostomidae. Gene Ontology annotation, cellular component: cytosol; cytoplasm.
AUACCAAGUAUAAAUUAAAAUAAUAGAUUUAAGAGAUGAUACAUUUUAGUACACAAGUUUUUCCAAAAGACUACAAACACACUAAUAUUUGAACGCAACACAGCGGGGAUUCGGCUUUCUGGGCCACCGAGCGCCCCUGGAGGAAGUACACUUUGUUACAUAAACAGCUAAUAACUAAUGAUAUUCAUAUUCACCGGCUGAUGAUACAACCAGGCGACAAUCUAUCAAACACCGUUGACAACUUUCAACCCAUGACUGAUCAUAACCAAAGCGAGUCUACUCACGCACCCGGCCUCCAUACUUGAAGUUAAGGUUGUGUAUUUGUUAUUGCAUCGUCAUGAAUUCAGCCGGACUGUUGUGCGAAAUCGAGCGGCCGCGUCACCGGCCUUUCUUGAUCGGGGUGAGCGGAGGAACUGCCAGCGGAAAGUCCACAGUGUGCGCCAAAAUCAUGGAGCUUCUGGGUCAGAACAAGGUGGACCAUCGCCAGAGGAAGGUCAUCAUCGUCAGUCAGGACAGUUUCUACCGGGUUCUCACGCCAGAACAAAAGGCCAAAGCUUUGAAGGGCCAGUACAACUUUGACCAUCCAGAUGCAUUUGAUACUGAACUCAUGUGUCAGACUCUGAAGGAUAUAGUAGAAGGGAAAGUGGUGGAGGUUCCCACAUAUGACUUCAUCACCCAUUCCAGGUUGCAGGAGAAAAUCUGUGUGUAUCCCGCUGAUGUGGUGUUGUUUGAGGGGAUUCUGGUAUUCUACACACAGGAAGUGAGAGACAUGUUCCACAUGAAAUUGUUUGUUGACACCGAUUCAGACGUACGUCUUUCUCGCAGAGUUCUGCGGGACAUGAGAAGAGGUCGAGAUUUGGAACAGAUACUCACACAAUAUACCACGUUUGUUAAACCUGCCUUUGAAGAAUUCUGCCUUCCGACCAAGAAAUAUGCAGAUGUGAUCAUACCUCGAGGAGUUGAUAACAUGGUGGCAAUAAACCUGAUUGUGCAGCAUAUUCAGGACAUCCUGAACGGUGACAUCUGCAAAUGGCAGCGGGGUUCUGUGAAUGGACAUGCCCAUGGGCAGAGUCAAAAGAGGGGCAUGGUCGAACAAGACGAGAACUCUAGCGGAGGCAACAACCUCCCAAACCUCCCGAAACGACCACUGCUGGAGCCCAGCACACGACCACAUUAACACGAGCAUAUGAGUCAAAUGGUUGAAACAUUACAUUUUUUGCAUGCUUCCAACACACAUCUCUCUGCCUAUCACGUUAAAGAAAUAGUUCACCCAAAAAUGAAAAUUCUUUCAUUUACUCACCACUCAAGCUGUUGCAAACCCGUAUGACUGACUUUAUUCUGAGGAGCAAAAAGAAGUAGUUUAGCAGAAUGUCUGAGCUUCACUCAUCCACGCAAUGAAAGUGAAUGGGGACCAGGGACUGUCAAGCUUUAGAAAGGACAAAAAAAAAAGCAUAAUAAAAGUAGUUCAUAAAACAUAACUUCUUGUGAAGAACAGAACGUAAUUUAAGUCAUUCAUUGAAAAUCUUCAACAUUUUGCUAAACUUCUUUAGUGUUCCAAGGAAGAGAGUUAGUCAGAUGGGUUUGGAACAACAUAUAUAUUAACUUUACACAAAAUUUAAGAAUGCCUUUUUUUGCUGCUUGAGUCACCUGACUGUCAGUGUGACCUAUGACCUCACCUGUAGUAAUUUCUCUCUCAGAGGAAGACAACUGUUCUGUAAAUGUGAAAUAUUUAAUGUCCUACUCUACGUAGUCACUAUGACUGCAUUUACAUGUUAAUCUGUAAUGAUGCAUAUGAUAACAGUUUGUCAUCAACUUACAUUGAUCUCCCAGUCUCACUGCCGCUCACAAAAUUGUAAUUCACAUCUCACAAAUUACAUAAUCAAAUUGUCAAUUACACCUGUAGAAAGUUUUAAAAGCUUCAUGAGGAUUUUCUUGCCUAGUGAGUAUUGUAUAAGAUUACUUUCUAGAAUGUAAACGCUUGUUUAAUGCGAAGAACUAACUUGGUCACACAAGAAUAAUUAUAGUCAUGAAAAUAUUAAGUAUUUAAACAUUUUAAUCUCACCUCCACAGAUUUGUCUUUUUACAUAAUUUAUAGUUCUGAAAUUGCUGCGUUUGUUCCUAAAUGUGAAUGUUUUAAGAUAUUUCUUCAUUUGUAAUCCAAUUUUGAAUUUUUUUUCCAUGUAUAUAUUUUUUAAAAAUAUUAAAGAAAACAUACUUGCGUGAU